Symbiodinium sp. CCMP2592 is the source of this 1557-nucleotide messenger RNA. NCBI's taxonomy places the organism in Eukaryota, Dinophyceae, Suessiales, Symbiodiniaceae. The record is from the annotation of a GenBank genome assembly.
AUGGCUUUGCUGCUGCGGAAGUUGCGCGCGGGUUAUGCCGAGCAUGGCGAAGCCUGGCUCCGCACCGAGCUGGACAAGCAAAACCUGCAGGACCUGCGUGGGCUCGCUGUCGCUGCGUCUGUGCAACAGAAGUCUGCCGGGCGCACUCUCUCCAAAGCGGAUCUGUUGGAAGCUCUAUCACAGAGCAUUGUCGGGGAGCAGGCUUCAUGGGGCAUCGGCGUUUUUGAUGAUUGUCCAUGUCAGCUUCUGUUGCAGCGAGGCGUCAGUGUCGUCGCCAACGGUGUCUUGCGACGGCGCACCGCGCCGCUGCCUGGCCGACGACUUCUGCAGGAGAGCUGUUUGCCCGCCUCGACGCUGUCUUGCGAAAGGGCCGGUGUGGACGACUUUUUCCAUCCCAUGGCUUUGCUGCUGCGGAAGUUGCGCGCGGGUUAUGCCGAGCAGGGCGAAGCCUGGCUCCGCACCGAGCUGGACAAGCAAAACCUGCAGGACCUGCGUGGGCUCGCUGUCGCUGCGUCUGUGCAACAGAAGUCUGCCGGGGGCACUCUCUCCAAAGCGGAUCUGUUGGAAGCUCUAUCACAGAGCAUUGUCGGGGAGCAGGCUUCAUGGGGAAUCGGCGUUUUUGAUGAUUGUCCAUGUCAGCUUCUGUUGCAGCGAGGGGCCGAUGAACCGGCGUCGCAGCAAAAGCUGCAGGAGCUGCGCACGGGUUAUGCCGAGCAGGGCGCAGCGUGGCUUCGCACCGAGCUGGACAAGCAAAACCGGCAGGAGCUGGCUGAGCUCUGCAUCGCUGCGGAUGUGCGACAGAAGUCAGCCGGGCGCAAGCUCUCCAGAGCGGAGUUGUUGGAAGCUCUAUCACAGAGCAUUGUCGGGGAGCAGGCUUCAUGGGGAAGUGGCGUUCUUGAGGCCGAUGAACCGGCGUCGCAGCAAAGGCUGCAGGAGCUGCGCACGGGUUAUGCCGAGCAGGGCGCAGCCUGGCUCCGCGGCGAGUUGCGGAAGCACAGUAAGGAUGAGCUGGCUGAGCUCUGUGUCGCUGCGGAUGUGCAACGACACGCAGCCGGGCGCACUCUCUCCAAAGCGGAUCUGUUGGAAGCUCUAUCACAGAGCAUUGUCGGGGCCGAUGAACCGGCGUCGCAGCAAAAGCUGCAGGAGUUGUGCGCGGGUUAUGCCGAGCAGGGCGCAGCGUGGCUUCGCACCGAGCUGGACGAGCAAAACCGGGAGGAGCUGGCUGAGCUCUGCAUCGCUGCGGAUGUGCGACAGGAGUCAGCCGGGCGCAAGCUCUCCAGAGCGGAGUUGUUGGAAGCUCUAUCACAGAGCAUUGUCGGGGAGCAGGCUUCAUGGGGAAGUGGCGUUCUUGAGGCCGAUGAACCGGCGUCGCAGCAAAGGCUGCAGGAGCUGCGCACGGGUUAUGCCGAGCAGGGCGCAGCCUGGCUCCGCGGCGAGUUGCGGAAGCACAGCAAGGAUGAGCUGGCUGAGCUCUGUGUCGCUGCGGAUGUGCAACGACACGCAGCCGGGCGCACUCUCUCCAAAGCGGAUUUGUUGGAAGCUCUAUCACAGAGCAUU